AACGACUGACGUCACCACAUCCACAACAACAAGAAGCAGAGCAACAAGGAAGUGGUUGACGCGAAAGCAGCCGUAAUCUGUUCUAAAAAAGGCCGUGACUAGAGACGCAGAACUUCUUUCUUUCUUUAUCUUGAUAUUCCUCAGCCGUCGGAUCACUACACUACCAUGAACAACAAAGGUUCAUAUCCACAGCAGGCUGUGUACCCUCAGCAGAGCACUGCACCUGUAUACCCUCCUGCUAUGCAAAUGUCCCCUCAGGCACCACCCUAUUCAGAUACACCGCCUGCAUAUUCUGAGAUAUACCAGCCCAGAUAUGUGCUUCCACCUCAGGUGCCUGGUCAGAUGCCUCAGAUGUCCUCUCCCUACCCUGGUGCUCAGGUGUUUAUGCCCAUGCAGCAUCACAUGGCUGUUGGACCAGUGGGACAAAAUGUCCCCAUGGCCUACUAUCCCAUGGGGGCCAUGUAUCCGCCUGGCUCAACAGUAAUGGUGGACAGCGGCUUCGACGCCGGCGCUCGUUUCACAGGAGGCAGCAGCGUUUCCAUCCCAUUUCUAGCCCCCUCCGCCUGGGCACCCCCCCAACGCGGCUCAACUGGCUGCCAUGCAGGGUGCCAACGUUGUAAUGCCGCAGCGCAAGAGUAACUUCUUCUUGGGUGGAUCUGGCGGAGGGUUUACCAUCUGGUAACAGCGACUUCACCACUCCUCCACCACGCCUAAACCAUGACCCCACCCCCAACCGAUGCCCCAGUUCCUUCCACAUCCCAUAUGCCUCCUUUUCCAGGCUGCUUGGCCACGCCACAAUACUGAUAUCACCUAAUAGAAUGUAAUAUUUUAGUGCCCUCGUGAAAGGUACAGUAUUUCACUUGUGACGUAGAGAUGCGAUGAUAAAUGUGAUUAGAACGGUUGAAAGGAACAACUGAUUUUAAUGUUGUAGCUCAGUGGUUCUCAAGCUCGUUUUACACCGUGUACCGCCCACAGAAUAUUUGGCUCUCCAAGUACCACCAGUGUGGCCAACAUAAGUACAGCAGCUGUUCAGCUGUCCCCAGAAUAUAAAAGAGAAAACUAAUUCCAAAUUAAGUUAUUAGACUAUUUACCCCUCCCUCCAGCCCCUGAUUCCUCCCUUUUUUCAAUUUGGAGCAAUGACUGCAGUGUUUUCUAGCCCUUUUUUUCUACGACCACUAUCUUGCCAAAGCAGUCAGAAAAAAUAAUCUCCCUGUGUACCACUAGAGGGAUCCAUUGUACCACAGGUAGUAGGAGUACCCCAGUUUGAGAAUCACUGUGGCAAAAGUUAUGACUACAUUUUGGUCAAUCCAGUAUUUAAAUGUAGAAAUAUUAGCCCCUCGUUGUUUAGUUUUUUUUUGGGCAGUGUUGUGUGACAAUAAAACAUGACAAACCUACGGGUGAAUGCUCAAUAGUUCUAUUUCUACAUUUGUUCUUAAUCAUUUAAUAGUAGUUAAAAUGCGUAGCUGUGUGGUAGUUUUGUGUCAAUACCGCUAUUAUUACGACUAGGUAAAUCAACUGCAUCUCAGAGGCUUUUUAGUUCUAAAUGUGUUGUGUUUUGCACGGUAAGUCUGUUCCACAGUGAAAUGCUUAUGUAAAACUUUGAUGCAUUUAAAUCACAUGUGAAUUAAUGAAAUUGAAGGCGAGGCAAAAAAAAAAAACUAUUUCCAGAGAAAAGAUUUCCAAGCACUAUCCAAAGUGAACUACUGUACCUUGUCGGGCAACUCGUAGAUGAAAAUAGUCAAGUGCCAAAGAGCACUGGGGAUAGCCCUGAUUUAAAGCAACUUAACUUCAGUAAGCUUAAAGGAAAGAAAUCUAACGUCAAUCCAAAAAAGUAUGAUGAAUGGGAGGGGGUGGUUGGUGUAACGUGAGCUUUUAGUUUCUGUUUCUGUUUCACCGUCGGAUACCCAGAGUUUAAACACAAACUGUUUCAUGAACUACUGUUUUCUACGUCACACAAUUUGACUUUUGUUUUUACACGAGGACGUUGCGUUUGUGGUUGUGUUAGUUUUCUACAGAUUUUCCCAGGUUGAGGAGACUUCCUUUUUUUUCCACAUUCAAGUGGUUUACAUCAGUUAUGAUGAUCUCUGAGAGUUAAGCAGUAUCGGAAGUCAUUAGCGGGUUGUACCUAAGAAUUGGUCAACGAUGCACUCACUGUUUGUUGUUGCUGUGACUCCAUUUUCUAAAGGUCACAAUUUCAGAGCAAACAUAUCAUCAAACCAGGCAUUUUGAGAUUGUCAGUAUCAUUAACUGUCUGGUGCGACUGCAGUUGUUAGUCAGUGUAUUAAUGUGGAUCAGUGACAUCUUUGAAUACUCACACAUUAGAUUAAAUACUUUUUUUUUUAGGGCUGUCAAACGAUUAAAUUUUAAAUCUGACUAUUCUGAGUUGCUUCUGGGUAAAUCCUGAUUAAUCACGAUUAAAUGGGAUUAUUCGCGAUUAGUCGUGAUUAAUCAUAAUAAAUCAACAUUCCUUAAAAAAGACCAAAAAGAUUUUUUUCUGUAUGUUGCUAGAACAGAAAGGUAAAGAUGUCUCACAGCUCAAGAUUUAGCUUCACGUAGAUCGAUAAAUCAGUUUGCGUCAGUGUCAGUCAGGUCAUCACUCCUAGACUCCCUGACUGUCCUCUGCUCUGCCCUGAAGUUGAAGCCUCCUAGUCUAGGUGGUAUUUAAAUCUUGAGAUGCUUUGAUGAAACUAUUUCCCCACAGUGUGUGUAAAUAACAACCUGUGUAUAGUGACUUUGACAGCCCUACUUUUGUUGUGUCUGAGAUGCACUGACCAGUAAAUCUGAGAAGUUACACAUCGGAGGCUUGUCUUUAUUUUUUAGGAUUUAGAUUUUUUUUUAUUAAUAUUUUAAAAAACUUAAAUGAUUCAAUAUUAAACAUUAAUGACAAGAUGUAACGUGUUGUACGUAGAUGAAAAGAGUAUGCACAUUUGUAAAAACACAAAGCAAAUUUCUGCCAGAUUUAAUUAAUUUUCCAACACAUCUUUGAGCUGCUAAGUCACUUUUUUUUUUUUACAUUGCAUUACAUUCAAACGUGGAGCUAACUGUAUGAUGUGUGUAGAUGUUGCCUGUGGUGUCUUGUGGUGUCGAUGUGUCGCUGGGUAUCCGACCUGCAGUUUCAGCUCUAACAGCUGUGGCCUCGUGUCAAAACGAACGCUCCCGCGCUGCUUCCCGUCUUUAUUGAUUUCAGUGUUAUUGGAGUGAGCGAGAGCGGCUCUCUGCUCGGCUCACCUGCUGACCCUCAGAUGAUGAAGCUCACCUGUGAACAACACUGCUCCAUUGAUGGGUCACUCAGUGUGGAUCUAGUCUUACAUUUUGCUUUUGUUUACGCAGCUUCCGAGGCUACAGCUGUCAGAACUUCAUACAAAUGUUUUCUUGGUUUUUUUUUUUUUUCCAUCUCAGCUCUGACUGUUGUUAAAGCAGCAUAACCGUGUCUUUGUCCCAGCAAUAUAAAGUACUGUAAACUACAGUGCACCGGUCGAUGCUAUGCCAACCACAGCCAGCUAUUGGAUCACUCUUUGUUGAAGGGUUUAUGGACAUUUAUAGUUCAGGGAUUCUUGACAAUAUUUUGUAAAAUAGAUGUCUGUACUAAAGUGAUGUGACGGACUUUGGUACACAUUCUAUCUUUUAAGAUUACUAAAGGAGAUGAGUGUCACUGCAGUUUUCGGUGAGACGUGUUGAAGAUGGAAUACUUUGGGAAAAAAAAAAAGAACUUAGGUGCACUUAACUUUUUUAUACUAAACUUAAAAUUUAAAAUGUAAGUUUAGAAUAAAGGUUAUUUUGGAAAUUUGAA
Messenger RNA from Cynoglossus semilaevis (tongue sole), 3790 nucleotides. It is a transcript of the gene dazap2, whose product is annotated as DAZ associated protein 2. Lineage: Eukaryota; Metazoa; Chordata; Actinopteri; Pleuronectiformes; Cynoglossidae. The transcript has 4 exons. Bases 166 to 639 code for a protein of 157 amino acids. The record is from RefSeq and is a predicted model, not a curated record.